AAGACUUCAUGGACUUUUAAAUCUUUGUGCGAAAAGAGGAAAUUUGCACGGUGCGACACUAGUCAUGGAUGAAACCUGGAACCCACGUCUUCUAUUUUCUAAGGCCACUACCAGACACGUAUGAAACUGAUAUAACACCUAUAAAUACCCCCUGAGGCACCCUAAAGAGACCUAUUGCUAAACGCUAAUCCUUAAACCCCCUGCGAAAAGAUAACUUUGUUGUGGUGACAUCACCUUACAUUCACCGAAGGGCCGAUCGAGUUGCAAAUUGGUUCACAAGAAAUGUAAAAUUUAAGAUUGCUCUAAAACAAUCCUGACUAGUAAUAUAAUAUCUGAAAAUGCCAGUUCGGAUAAAGAAGACGGAUGAUUUAAGGUCAGUUAAACAAUGUUUGUUUUUUUUGGGUCGGAAGCAAGGUGCAUGUUUUGUAGGGGUGUAAAUAAAUUCCCAAUAAUGUAAUUUGAAGUGAUGAAGCCAUAUGAUUUUGAACUUCAAUUUGAUUUGAGCUUGAUACUCUAAAUUGUGGAGAAGUAACGGGAGGGAAAAUCAGUUGAUAGAGAGAGAGGGAAAUGGAGAAUCCCUCUCUCUCCCUCAAAUUCGCCGUAUUUCUCACCGUUUCUCUUACAGCCUCCUCCUCCUCCUCUCAAUUCUUCCUCAAACCACAAUCACCAUCAGCAAUCCCUAAAGCCACACCGUCCGAUUUGCUAUCCGUCCUUGGUCCCACCACUCAAUCUUCCAAAAUCAACCCUCUUCUCUCCAAACAACUCAAAUCCUGCCUCAAAUUCCUCGUCCCUUUCACUCCUAGCCAAUCUCAAUAUCAAUGUCACCAACCCUCUUACUUUAAAAGCCGCAGACUCACUUCUUCACAUCCUAUUAUCCAUUUUAACAGAAGCCAGAGAGAAAUAGAGAAUGAGCUCGUCUGGUGGCCUCCUGAACCUAUCCUUGAGUUGGCUCGACUCGCCGUUGACUCCGGCGGUGAUCCGGACGCUAUCCAUCGUGCUUUAGAUCCUACUGUCUUGCCCAUACCUGAUGUUGAAGGAUCAAACGAAGAGCGAUGUCAGCUUACUAGAACACUCUAUGGCAGACGCUUCAUAAAUGAGGAGUUGAAUUCGUAUCUCAAGUUUUUAUUUGAAGUGAUUGUGGCUCGAGGUCCCUCUGUUGGGCUUCAUGUUUCUUUGAAUCGCUAUGAUUUUUUUCAUGGUCACCUCUUUAUUGCCUCAGAAACUGGACGUCUUGGUAUUCUGUUCCAUGCCAAAGAAUACCCUGCAUAUGAUAGAAAAGUAUUCCCUUACAACAUGGGAUAUUGCCAAAUAGGUUCUAAUGUAACUUAUGAUAGGUCAAUGAAUUUCCGCAACAUUCUUUGGCUGGCUCCCUUUCCAGGCAACUCACCUAAAGCUUGGGUGGCUCCAGGAGUCCUAGUAGUGCUGGAUGCCCAUCCAGGGGGAAUCAUAUACCAAGAUCUCAUACCUGAGUAUGUGAAAUUUGUGAGGACAAUAUAUGAAGAUGAUUUUGGAGAGGUUGCAGUUGAUGUCAAUUACUUAAAUGUUGGAGAGACCGUUCCUAAUUAUCAAAUCUUCAUAUGCUGAAUCCUUCUCAUUGUCGAGGUAUAAAAUGGAUUGCGGGACGGUAAUCUUGCUUUACCAGUACAACCCGCCCGCCCUUUGCUGAAUGCUUAUCUAGUAAAAAAAACAUUAAGAUUUUAAUUGCCGGGAACUUGGCAGACUCUUUUUCCUUUUCCAGAAGUUGCGUAUUUGUAUAGGUGCAUUCUGCCAGGGGCGAAGAAUGGAGCGAAUAAGAAAAAAUCCCAGAAUCCACGCCGAAGGGAUGCGGAUGAUGACACUUGUAAUGCACGAGAAAGAAGCUCACCUCAUAUAUCAGGUGCUUCUUAUCGUCAUAGCCCUUAGAUAGUCGGUGAUUGAUCAAAGAUCAGUGGCUAUUACCACUGUAACUUCAAAAUUGGCUAUUACGACGGUCCCAUGUUCAAAUUGUCUGUUUUAGGUUGAGAUCUCAUCUUUUGUCAGUAUCUUAUCUCCUGUCCUGUAGGUACCGCUCUGAGUAUUUGUUAGUGAAGCUGGCGCCUGGCGAUCAAAGCUCGUCGGCCUUCACCCGAGAUGCCCGGUAGGGCUCUUUCAUACUAGGCGGUGGUGCGCCCUUGUAAAAGUAUUUUAUUCAUUUGAAAAUAAGCAUUGCAUAAUAAUAAAUAUCGCUUAUAAUUUAUUAA
Molecule: messenger RNA, 2219 nt
Organism: Ricinus communis (castor bean)
Lineage: Eukaryota; Viridiplantae; Streptophyta; Magnoliopsida; Malpighiales; Euphorbiaceae
Exons: 7
Coding region: 568-1584 (338 amino acids)
Source: RefSeq, a predicted model, not a curated record